UACGCAGAAUAGCAGGAAAUGUGACAGUGAAGUUUUCCGCUUCCACAAACAAGAGAGCAGCCAGCCCAGUUUUGGAGGGAAUCCUGUGUGGCUGAGUUCCUCUGGGCUGACCUCCCUCACUCUGAGAGAGAGAGAGAGAGAGAGAGAGAGAGAGAGAGGAGAGAGAGAGAGAGAGAGAGAGGGAGAGAGAGAGAGAGAGAGAGAGAGAGAGAGGGAAAGCGACGCAAAGUGAGAAAGUGAAGGAAGAAAGAAAAGAAUCAGGGAAAGGGAAGGAGGGAGAGAGAAGGAAGGGAUAGAGAGGGACAGACAGAGAGUGAGUGAUAGAAGAGGAAGAGUGAAGGAGGGAUAGGCAGGAGGAAGAAAGAGAGAGACGUGAGGAAGCCAAGGAGAGCUACUGGAUGCAUAACAUUCUCUCCUCUUCUUCUCUGACAGUGCAGAGAAAGUUAUGGCCGAAAACAACACCAAUCUCUUUCUGGAAAUACUUCAGUCAUUUGAUGUUGUCUCCCUGAUCAUAGCUUUCUGUGUGUCCAUUGCGGUGGGAAUCCUAUUGGGGGUGCUGGUCUAUGUUGUCCUGACCUGGAUGUCCCGUCGCAGGGCAGGCUCGGGCAGUAUCACCCGCCGGCCACCUCGCCCGUCCCGCAACUCCCCGCGCACCCGGCCUGGCUUCAAUCGCAACAGCAGCUACGACCGGCGGAGCAACAACAGCCUGGUUAGCGCUGCCUUCAGCUUCCACCGCCAGGCCUCCUCUCCAGACCAGGCUGACCCUUUGGGUCGCAAACCCAGCUUCAGGGCGUCCACCUUUCACCCACUCCUCCAGUGCAGCCAGAUCGCCCGGGAAGCUGAGGAGGGGAGCCAGACCACGUUGCCUCGCACUCCAACCCUGACCACUUCAGCAGGGUCAGCCCACCAAACCGCAGCCCAGGCUGCUGCCACUCCACCCAGGCCCGAGUUGUUCUGGAGCAGUAGUAGUCUGAGGGGGUUCCAUGCCACACAGACACCACCUCCUGCUUAUGAGAGCAUUAUAAGGGCCUACCAGGAGACCUGCACCUGAGGAGGGGAUGGAUGUGUCCAGCCUGAUAGUGGACUGACUAAGCCCAGGGUUGUCAAUGGGAUUUUAGAACAACUGGAUAUGUUUGACUUGAGGGGAAAAUAAAUAGCCCUAAUGCUAAUAUAUGUUUCUAUGUGUGUGUGUGUGUGUGUGUGUGUGUGUGUGUGUGUGUGUGUGUGUGUGUGUGUGUGUGUGUGUGUUUGUGUGUGUGUGUGUCCCUGGUGAGCAAGAAAGAGAUGUUUAUUUUCAGAUGAGACAGAGUAUUUGUUGUACAUGUGUGAAUGUGUGUGUGAAUGUGUGUGUGUCUAAUGAGAUCUAUAAGAUUGAGAACUCAUGUUGAUUUCCAUCAUGUACCAACCCAAUCCACCCAUGUAACUGGACUACUUUCUAUUUGUGAGUUUGGACAUGCAAAACUAUAUCGAUAAACAAUGUUUGCAUGACCCAAUGAGGGUUCCUCUCCAAGGUAAUCUGCAAAAUGUGUGUAUGAUUGUCAUGGAUCUGAUUUAUAAAAUGGUCACUGUUUUGGUUGGAAUUUACUGGACACAGAUCAUAACUUAACACAAUAAAAUGCUGAAAGAAAUGGUAA
Oncorhynchus masou masou (cherry salmon) is the source of this 1634-nucleotide messenger RNA. RefSeq names its product myc target 1a (gene myct1a). Bases 446 to 1051 code for a protein of 201 amino acids. Gene Ontology annotation, cellular component: nucleoplasm. The transcript has 2 exons. The record is from RefSeq and is a predicted model, not a curated record. NCBI's taxonomy places the organism in Eukaryota, Metazoa, Chordata, Actinopteri, Salmoniformes, Salmonidae.